Molecule: messenger RNA, 664 nt
Organism: Mercenaria mercenaria
Lineage: Eukaryota; Metazoa; Mollusca; Bivalvia; Venerida; Veneridae
Product: gastrula zinc finger protein XlCGF64.1-like
Exons: 2
Coding region: 56-490 (144 amino acids)
Biological process (GO): regulation of DNA-templated transcription
Molecular function (GO): DNA-binding transcription factor activity, RNA polymerase II-specific; RNA polymerase II cis-regulatory region sequence-specific DNA binding
Source: RefSeq, a predicted model, not a curated record
UUCAAGAUCACUGUCUUGUAAGCUGUACGGCCGUAAAUGUUUAGACACUUCCAAGAUGGCGGACGCUGAAAGUCAACACAGGUUAACAAUCAAUGCACUUGAAGAAUCAUUUCAUGAGGAAACACAGACAAAGCUAUGUGCUGAUUGUGGGAGAGAGUUCAAGACCAGGAGUGGGCUUAGAAAGCACAUGAUCCGGCAUGAACGUUCGCACAAAUACGAAUGUGCAGAAUGUCAUCAGAAAUUUGUAGAAAAACACCAGUAUGAAAGUCACAUGAGAAAACACGGAUCAGAUAUGUUAACAUGUGACAAAUGCCAUAAAAGCUUUACACAUUUACAGUCCGUGAAGAGGUAUAUGAAGACAUGCUCCAUAAAGGAGGAUAACAGUGGUGGUCACUCGUCUUUCAAACGUGAUAAACAUAAUUGUGAUUUAAAGCUUAUUGUGAUAUGCAUUACAAUCAUAUGUAAAUCAUUUGGAAAUAUUCCGAAAUAAAGAAGUUAUUUUUUUACCUUUAGAGAUUUACCUUUAUGAGAUUAAUCAUUAUACAUGUUCUAUGUUUUCAUUUCAAUUGUUAUUUGAUUAUAUACUUGUUUUGUUGUUUUAUAAUAUUUAUGAUUUGCAAUAUUGAAGUCUAAAUAAGACAUUUAAUAAAAAGAUAAACUACAU